AUAGUUCAUUGCGCGCCUACGUCUCGUCAGUGGGUUUCCGCCAUCUUUGGUUUGCCUGAGUUUUCGCCACAGAUACUGCCCAGAAUCGCCUGCCAUCGCUCGUCGUUGAGGUGAUUGGCAAAGUAUCUCGCCAUGAGCGGAGGAACUCCGUAUCUCGGCAGCAAGAUAAGCCUGAUAUCGAAGGCUAAUAUUCGAUAUGAAGGUAUCUUAUACACCAUAGACACCAAGGAGGCUACUGUCGCCCUCGCGAAAGUUCGCUCGUACGGAACCGAGGACCGUCCGACGGACCGCCCCGUGGCGCCCAGAGAUGAAGUUUACGAGUACAUCAUCUUCCGCGGCAGCGACAUCAGUGAUCUGCAUGUCAGCGAGCCACCCAAGACAACCCAAUCCAACCAACCACAGGACCCAGCCAUAGUACAGCAAUCUGCCCCUGUGGGUGCCCCCCAGCAGCCAGGGUUCCAGCCACCAGGGUUUGGAGGCCCCCCAGGGAUUGGUGCAGGGGGUUACACCCCAUUUGGUGCAGGGAUGCCAUAUGGUAACUAUGCCCAUACUGCAUGGAACCAGCAGUACAGGGAUCGUGGCAUGCCAACAGGUGGGUCCCACCCAGGUUCCCGCGGUUCUACACCACCAUUGCGCAAGUCGCCCACGGUAGAGCAGGGUACCCAGGUGUCCGAGUCCAUGGCUCCAGGAGCCAAGAAAGAUGAGAACAAACAUGCACAGCAGAAACAGGCAGACAGGAAGGCUCCCGGCCAGAGGGCCUCCAGUGGACCAGGUCAGCAGCAGAACCGGUCUGCACAACAGCAGGGUCAGCAGAGCCGCCAGAACCAGCCUCGCAACCAGCAGAACAACCAGAACCAAAACCAGAGAGCACCCCUCCCCACGGCCGUCAGCGGUGGCCCCGCUGCCUUCCCCCACCAACAACCUACCCAGCAUGCCGAACAGCGACAGCAGCACUUCCCAGGAGCCUCUGCCACUGUCCGGGAAAACAGGGAACCCUUCCGUGCGCCCGGGGCUCCACAGGGUGCUCCGCAGCGUGGCCGUACACGUGGGAGGGGCGGCCCCCGAGGCGGCGGCCCCAGGCCACAAUCCGGUCCAAACCAGAACAGACCUGGCAGCCAAAACAGACCGCGGGAGCCCAUCAAGUUCGACACGGAUUUUGACUUUGAAAGUGCCAAUGCUCAGUUUGACAAGGAUGCCCUGUCCAAGGAAAUGGAGGAAAAACUGAAAAUAAGUAAGACAAAAACUGACAAGGACAAGGUGGUGAACGGGACUACAGAGGAGAAAGAGAAGGACGUGAGCGACUCCGGGAACGAGACCCAGGUUAGCGAGCAGCAGCAAGAGGAGGAGGAUGAGGAGAUCUACUACGACAAGACAAAGUCCUUCUUCGACAACAUCUCCUGUGAGGCAUCAGAGAGGGGAAAGAAGAGUGAAGGUAUGUUGCCAUCCUACAGCAGAAUGUCGUGGCAGGAGGAGCGUUCUCUCAACCACGAGACAUUCGGCGUAACCUCACGGAACUACCGUCGUGGGUACCGCAGUAGGGGCGGAUAUCGCGGAGGCUGGCGCGGCCGUGGCAGGGGACGUGGCGGCGGUGGUGGAGGAGGCAACAGAGGCGGCGGCCGGUCGUACGGAAACAGGAACAGAAACUCGCAGGGCUGGGUGGACUAUGAGUUUGACUACGAGGCAGCAGGAAUCAAGAAACCCCCGACAACAGCGUCAUCAUAACAGCAGAUAGCAAGUCAUCAGCAUCGUCAUCUGUGGAACAGUUGACACCACCUUCAGGGACUUUGAGCAAGCAGCACCACCUACAAACUAUUCAAGACUGGGACGUUCUUUAUUAACGGAGCAGGAUUCGGAAGAUGAAGGAUGAAAAGACAAUGGAGCUUACCACAAACGAAAACCUUGGGCUGGACUUCAACAGUCAAGAAUAACCCGACAAGUAUAAGUCCUAAGUCAUUCUUUGUGUCGAGAUUAGCGUGAUAAAUGUAAGGCUGUAGUGGACUGUUGAAGUGCUGCCUUAAGGUUAAGUAUUGGUCAAUGUAAAGUCUUAUGAGGGGUGCAGGGUCAUAGAAGUGGUAUAGCAUGAAAAAGAUGUCAAAUUGUACUGUGCAUUUAAAAGUAAAAGUCCCUGGAACCUUGUUUAAAAUUUGUUAAAAACUAUCAUGCAAUAGAAUGUUUGGUGUCCUAUCCCUUUUAAGAUCCUGCACCCCUCCCCUAUAUAUUUACAUUGGCAAGUCCACGGCAGGCACUAUGUACUGUCAACCUGUGAGUUUGUUACCUAGAUGGUCGUAAAGAUGCAAUGAUGUUUUCUGUCAGUACAGACUUUGCUGUGUGGUGAUAUAAAGACAAAGAAGUAAAGGAGCUAGAAUUGCAGAAGAAAGGGGACGGUGGUAUGACCAAAAGAAAUCAACCCCUACAGAUAUCCUAUGUACUUUUUGUAGCAGAAUCAAAAAUCACCAACCAGGCUGGAACACAAUAGAGAGAGAAACUGACACCAUCUUCUCAGAGAUACUUAAGAUUUGUGUCAGAAGGAAGUUAAAAAGUGGAUUUUGGACCAUGGCAAGGCAGACGUAAAACUGUCAAAUUGAGUUUACUCGUGUGCAGUCAGUGAAGAGAAGCUGGAAAAAGAAACAGUUUGAUUGAUCGGAAAAGGAGAUGUAUUUGGAUUUCCGUUGUUUGUUGACAAUUCCAGAGUGCCUCCCCCUUCUAACAUGACACUUUGUUAGAGCAAGAAAGCUGACAAAGUUGAACAUUCCAGUCGACUGCAAGUUUCGGGAGGACAUGAAAAAUGUGACUUGCCCACCACGGAAAUCACAACGUUGAUUCCUACCACUUGAAAAUAUUGAGGAAUGGUGCAUCCAAAUUGAUGAUUUGCAGUCAGAUAUGUAUUGACUAUUGUUUUCAUAACUCAUGGGAAGAGGGAGAACUUAUGUUUAGUUACAAGUGGUUGUCUGGAGCAAUGUUACAGAGGAACGCUGGUGGGAGAUUUCAGAUUAUUGGAGAAAUUAGUAGAAUUGUAUUAAUAAAAAGAAUGCACAGAGGGAUUUGCACCAUGUUUGAAAGAAAGAAAGACGGUUGAGUCUGCAUGCCACAGAGUAAACUAUUACCUAUGUUAGAGUAAAAUUUAUGUUGUCUUUUUGCAAAUUUUGGGCUUUACUGUACAAAAUAAGUUUGCUUCAAAAGAUAGCCAAACCAUGGUUGAAUUUCAGAGGCUUCAUUGUAUACCACUUCAGCUAUAUUAUAGUGUGUUGAACUACGCUGACUCUGCAGCCAUAUAUGGUAGCCCUUUUUCUCUUAUUUCUGAGCUUUAUUUAUCAGUGUCCAGAUGGAACCAUUGAGAUACAGUUUGUACGUGAUGUAGAAUGGAGUCAAGCAUGAAGUGGAGGCAGCAAUGGAAAUAAAUGCCUUUGAACAGUAUUUCUACCAUGUGAGCUGUGAUGUAUAUUUACAUCAAAUGACACUGAUUCGUAUCAGGUUAAUUAUUUCAACAAAGCCGAAUUACUAGUAGCAUUAUUGAACAUGCCUGCAUGCAGACAUACAAAUUCUUAUUUUCCAUAUUCCUUCAUUACCAUAAGCUGCACAGGGGAAUGAUGUUAAACUGUAUACCAUUGUUGCACACAUUAAAAGGCCUGACGAAUUUA
Messenger RNA from Branchiostoma floridae (Florida lancelet), 3638 nucleotides. Its product is annotated as protein LSM14 homolog B-like. Bases 133 to 1722 code for a protein of 529 amino acids. Lineage: Eukaryota; Metazoa; Chordata; Leptocardii; Amphioxiformes; Branchiostomatidae. Gene Ontology annotation, cellular component: P-body. The transcript is spliced from 10 exons. Gene Ontology annotation, biological process: P-body assembly; cytoplasmic stress granule assembly. Gene Ontology annotation, molecular function: mRNA binding. The record is from RefSeq and is a predicted model, not a curated record.